AUGACAAUAUAUACAACUGAAGUAUUCCCUAAUUGCCUUCCCUACAUUACAGAGCUCAGAGUACCUUCACCACAUUCAUAUCAGAAUUGCCAAAUUACCUGCAAAAAAACCAUUCAAAAUGAGAUUUACUACAGAAAUAUACCAAAAAUCCAAGCAUAUUCUGUAGAAACUCGAACGACAUUUCCACAACCACUUGAUCUCAAAGAGAAUCAGUUGUUGAAAUCAAUCAAAAAAUUGUAUAAAGCCGGGAAUUUCAAUGAAGCUUUCUGUUAUCUUCAGAAUAUGGUGAGCAGAGGUUACCAGCCUGAUUUAGUCCUUAGUACAAAGCUAAUUAAAGGGUUCUUCAACAGCAAAGAGGUUGAUAAAGCAGUACAAGUGAUGAAUAUGUUGGAAUCAAAAGGCGAGCCGGAUUUGUUUGCAUAUAAUGCUAUGAUCAGCGGUUUCUGCAAGGUAAAUAGGAUUGAAGAUGCUAAUAACCUGCUUAACAGAAUGAGGGCUAGAGGAUAUUCUCCUGAUAUAGUCACUUACAAUAUCAUGAUUGGUAGCCUUUGCAGCAGGGGGAAGCUUGAUAUGGCCUCAAGAGUGUUGGAAAAACUAUUGAAAGAUGAAUGUCAACCAACCGUUGUUACCUACACUAUCUUGAUAGAAGCUACUCUUAACGAAGACGGGACCAAUGAAGCAAUGAAAGUUUUCCAUGAGAUGCUAGCAAGAGGGCUCAAACCCGACAUGUAUGUCUACAACACCAUGAUUAGAGGGAUGUGCAAAGAAGGGUCAGCUGAUCAAGCGUUUUCCUUUGUUCGCAGUUUACCCUCCCAAGGUUCUCAUCCAGACGUGAUCUCAUACAACAUCCUCUUACGGGCGCUAUUAGACCGAGGAAAAUGGGAACAAGGGGAGCAAUUAGUGAGAGAGAUGCUAUCUAGAGGAUGCGAGCCUAAUGUUGUGACAUACAGCAUACUGAUAGGUGCAUUGUGUCGUGCAAGCAAGGUAGAGGAGGCUCUAACUAUGCUGAAAGUCAUGAUGGAAAAAGGAUUGAAACCCGAUAAUUAUAGCUAUGAUCCUCUGAUUUCAACAUUUUGUAAGGAGGGGAAAUUGGAUUUGGCAAUUGGAGUUUUAGAUCUAAUGACUUCUAAUGGCUGUUUGCCUGAUAUUGUCAAUUAUAACACUGUUUUGGCAGCUUUAUGCAAGAAUGGGAAGGCUGAUCUAGCUCUUGAAAUUUUUGAUAAACUUAGUGAGGUGGGUUGUGAUCCAGAUGCAAGCUCCUACAACUGUUUGAUAAGUGCAUUAUGGAAUGUCGGAGAACGAACAAGGGCUAUGAAAAUGGUAGAGGAUAUGUUUAAGAAUGGGGUUGAUCCUGAUGAGAUCACUUACAAUGCCCUUCUAUCAUGUCUUUGCAGAGAUAGGAUGGUCGAUGAGGCUAUGAAAUUACUAAGGGAUAUGGACAACUUUGGUAUUAAACCAACAGUUAUUAGCUACAAUAUGGUCCUACUUGGUCUUUGCAAGGAACAAAGGCUGACAGAUGCAGUUGAAAUGCUGGGACGAAUGGUAGAAAAGGGUUGUCAGCCAAAUGAAACAACUUAUACUUUGUUGAUUGAAGGAGUAGGAUUCGCAGGAUGGCGUCAUGAGGCUAUGGAAUUGGCAAACUCCCUAAUGGAAAUGGAUGCUCUUUCCGCUGACUCUUUCAAACGCUUAAGUAAGGCCUUUCCUAUUCUUUCUCCACACAAAGAACAUGCAGCCUAUGGAAUAUGAACUAAAUAUUUCAACAUUGUCUCAAUAUGUCUAAAGACAAAAUACUGUAUAUAAACUUUACUUCUUGAAAGCACCACAAUCCCAUACACAUGUUUAAUGUUGGCAGCUACUUCUGAAGACCUUCAAUGUCUGUUUGAAGUUUGCCAUUACUCUCUCAUAUGUCAGAACUAUUUCAGUAUAAGUGUAAAUAUUUUUCUUUCUACUUACAUCACAUGUAUUUCCCUGUAAAAGUUGUAUUUAAAAUUCAGAAGAAAACCUCUUCCCUCA
This is a messenger RNA of Spinacia oleracea (spinach), 2013 nucleotides long. RefSeq names its product pentatricopeptide repeat-containing protein At3g04760, chloroplastic-like. Gene Ontology annotation, molecular function: protein binding; mRNA binding. The transcript has a single exon. The coding region runs from base 1 to 1746 and encodes 581 amino acids. Lineage: Eukaryota; Viridiplantae; Streptophyta; Magnoliopsida; Caryophyllales; Amaranthaceae. The record is from RefSeq and is a predicted model, not a curated record.